Molecule: messenger RNA, 4741 nt
Organism: Truncatella angustata
Lineage: Eukaryota; Fungi; Ascomycota; Sordariomycetes; Amphisphaeriales; Sporocadaceae
Product: putative ABC multidrug transporter
Exons: 6
Coding region: 104-4525 (1473 amino acids)
Biological process (GO): transmembrane transport
Cellular component (GO): membrane
Molecular function (GO): ABC-type transporter activity; ATP hydrolysis activity; ATP binding
Source: RefSeq, a predicted model, not a curated record
GCAUAUCAUAUCACUCAGUCGUGUAGGCUAUAAUAAUUCACUUUCGCUACAUGUGCAGCUUUCUCUUGUCCCUCAUGUGUCCUUACAGCGAAAUAUUUUGACAAUGUUAUUCUCCACCUGUGGUGAUGAUGGGUCCAUCGGUCCUGGGGUUUCGGGCUGCCGUGACGACUUUGACUUUACAGUCCUUUUCGAGAUUGCCUUCUUUUCUCUCACACCGUCAGCUCUCUUCAUAGUUCUAUCGAUAUGGCGUUCCGUUGUAUUGGCUCGGAGGCCAGUUAUGGUAAAUGCACCAGUGCUGCAGCUCGUCAAACUGUGCGCUAUUACAGCAUAUGUAGGCUUACAGCUGGCUCUACUAGUUCUGGUCAGUAUAGGGCCAUUAAAUGCCUUGGGCCUGUUCAUAGCCUCUACUGCAUUGACUUUCGGAGCUGCUGUAUGCAUGGUCGGGCUUUCCUGCCUUGAUCACAGCAGAUCGCCGCGACCGUCAAUGCUGCUCAGCGGAUACCUUUUUCUCACACUUCUGUUUGACAUGGCAGAAACUCGUACUUUCUGGCUCGCCUCAGAAACACGGUCUGAGUUAGCAUACACAGCGGUAUUUACAGCAACGAUGACUAUCAAGGUGAUCUUACUCGUUCUUGAAGCACAACACAAAACCAAAUGGGUCAACUGGGAUGAAAAAGAUCCCCACAGUCCCGAAGAAACAUCAGGAAUUUUUGACUUGGGAGUCUAUUUCUGGCUCAACUCGCUUUUCGUAAACGGUUAUCGAAAGAUUCUACAGGUAAAAGAUUUGUAUCCUCUUGAUCAUGCAAUGAGAGGACAACGGCUACACGAUCAAUUUCAGGCGCGUUUAUCUUAUAACAAACUAAAAGGCACCAAGUAUGGUCUUGUGAAAGUAUUAUGUCGCACAUUAACUUUUCCACUAUUGCUGCCAGUCCUCCCACGUUUGGUCCUCAUCGGUUUCACCUUCUGUCAACCCUUUUUCAUCAAUCGACUUCUCAGUUAUCUGUCCGGCGGCGAGGCAGAAGCUUCGCCGAACACCGGAUCUGGACUCAUCGCAGCGAGUGCCUUCAUAUUCACGGGAAUUGCCAUAUCAACGGCAAUUUACCAAUACCUACACCACCGGUCCCUUCAGAUGGUCAGAGGAUGCCUCGUGACUGCCGUAUAUACGAAAGCAACCGAGGCACAAGUUACUGCCAACGAAGAAUCUGCUUCUUUGACUCUCAUGAGUAGUGACAUCGAACGUAUCCGCGUAGGAUUUCGAACAUUACAUGACAUGUGGGCCAGUGUCAUUGAAGUAGCUCUCGCCAGCUGGCUGCUAUACAAUCAGCUCGGCGUCGCAUUUCUGGCACCAAUCAUAGUCGUGAUUGUUUGCUCGUUGGUUACAUUAUACAUGGUUCGAUUUACUGGGCCAUCACAAAAGCGGUGGAUGGCAUCUGCGCAGAAGCGUGUUGGUCUAACUGCAGCAGUGAUUGCGGAUAUGAAGAACCUCAAGAUUUCUGGCCUAACGAUGCCUGUGGGCGAAUUUGUGCAGCGGUUACGAUUGGAAGAAUUGGUGGCCAGCGGACGUUUUCGACUUCUCAUCAUAGCCGCCGUCUUUGUCGGCCACUGUCCACUAUACUUGUCUCCAAUCUUUACAUUCGCUGUGGCUCAGACGUCUCUGGACACGACAAAAAUAUUCACCUCUCUAUCAUAUCUUACUCUACUAUGCAAUCCUCUGACACAGAUUUUCCAAAAUGUUCCACAACUCAUCGCCUCACUUGCUUGUAUCCAUCGAAUACAGCUGUUUCUCGAAUUGGACUCUCGCUCCGAUAUCAGAGAGGCUAUGCUGGCUUCACGUCCGAUUUCUCAAACGGAGACUAUCGAUUACAAAAAGCAAUCUGAGGUUGCCUCCACGGAUUAUGCCUUGACUGUCAGAGGUGGAAACUUUGGGUGGAACGAUGAUAAAAAUGUUCUCAACAACGUCAACAUCACUAUCCCCAAGCAUUCAUUCACCAUUGUCUGUGGACCAAUCGGUUCAGGGAAGUCGACAUUGUGCAAAGCUUUGUUGGGCGAGUUACCGGCAUCGGGCGGGUCCAUCACAGCUGGAACGAGCCUUUCUCGACUGGCCUAUUGUGACCAAUCGCCAUUCCUAUCGAACGGGUCAAUUCGGGACAACAUAAUCGGCUUCAGUCCUUUCGAUCCAAGUCGGUACUCCGAUGUGAUCAAUGCCACGAUGCUCGCAUUUGAUAUCGACACAAUGCCUGCUGGCGACCGCACGAACGUUGGGAGCAAUGGUAUUACACUUUCCGGUGGCCAGAAACAGCGUGUUGCUUUGGCACGCGCUUUGUACCUACAGACGGAUUUAUUGAUCUUUGAUGAUGUAUUCAGCGGACUGGAUGCCGAUACCGAAGAACAGGUUUUCAGCCGCGUUUUCGGAGUUGAUGGAAUUCUACGACGUCGACGGGCGACUUGCAUAUUAUGUACUCAUUCAGUACGCCACUUGCCUGAUGCGGAUCAUAUCAUCGCUCUUGGCCCUGACGCCACUAUCGCAGAGCAGGGCACCUUCGUGGAUUUGAUGGAGGAUGAAAAAAGCUACGUGUAUAGCCUAGGCGUAAAGACAUCUUCCAGUAGUGUAUCACUGGAUGAUUCUGACGUGGACAUGGACCAUCCUGACGGUAGGCCACGUACACUCGAUCGGGCUGCGACCACAUCUUCGGCCUUAUCAAAUCCUGGCGAAAAGAGCCGUCAGAUCGGCGACCGAGGAGUCUAUAAGCAUUACUUCAAGUCCAUGGGGUACUUUCUCGUCGCGUCCAUCGUAUCUUGGUCUCUUGCUUUUGGAUUCUUCAAUAACUUUCCCACGAUCUGGCUAAAAUUUUGGUCGGAAGAUUUAUCAAAACCCAACUCAUCGCGAUCUUUUGGUUAUUAUGUCGGCAUAUAUACUCUACUCAACGUCAGCGCUUUACUGUCUCUAAUAGGCCUGGCAGUAGCGGUGCUUUACGUGGCUGUGAAAAGAAGUGGUGCUAGUUUGCACAACGAUGCUUUACGAACAUUGAUCAAAGCUCCUCUGGGAUUUUUCACCAGCACAGAUCAAGGUCAGAUCAUUAAUUUGUUCAGUCAAGAUAUAAAUCUCAUCGACACUGAGCUCCCAACUUCUAUCUUAAACGUGGUGGCCUGCGUAUUUGUCGCAAUUGGACAAGCAGCCGUACUAGUUACGACAUCACCCUAUAUUGCUAUCAGCUAUCCCUUCUUAGUCGCUCUUCUGUGGAUGAUCGGUCGGUUCUAUCUCAGAACCUCGAGACAGAUGCGACUGCUAGACUUGGAGACUAAGGCUCCAUUAUUUACACACUUUCUGGACACAACUAAGGGCAUAAUCACAUUGCGUGCUUUUGGGUUUGUGUCAGAAGAUCGAGCAAAGAAUAUUGAGCUCCUCGAUAUUUCGCAGCGGCCAGCCUAUUUGAUUCAGAUGAUCCAGAAUUGGUUGAACCUGGUUCUUGGCCUCGUAGUCAUGGCAAUGGCUGUUCUUCUGACUGCACUUGCCGUUAAGACGCACUCGAACUCCGGCUUCACUGGAGCAUCUUUAGUAACUCUAAUGUCAUUUGGCGAGCAGCUCACUGUAAUUGUAAUGUUUAUGACACAGCUCGAAACUAGCCUUGGAGCUGUGGCCAGGUUGAGGAAUUUUAAUGCCACUGUUCAGCCAGAAGACAAGCCCGAUGAGGAUAUUAUCCCCCCUAACGAAUGGCCUCAAAGAGGGUCAGUAGAAUUUCAAGGUGUAUCAGCAAGUUACGGCGUCGUAGAUGGUGAUGGGGUUGAGGAGAAGCCCGAACUUGCUCUCCGCGACAUAAAUCUAAGCAUCUCCGCUGGAGAACGAGUAGCUAUUUGCGGGCGGACCGGUAGUGGUAAAUCGUCCCUCAUUGCGCUCAUUCUCAAGCUUUUGGACCCUGUUGCGGAAACGGCUAGCAACAUUUUUAUAGACAGUAUGGCACUUCACAAAAUCGAUCGCUCUAUUCUUCGCCAGAGGAUCAUAGCCGUUCCACAGGACGCAGUCUUUCUUCCAGAUGGGUCUACAUUCCGAGCGAACCUAGACCCUUUCGAUGUGGCAAACCCAGCUGAUUGUCGGUCGGUUCUCGAAGUCGUCGAUCUAUGGACGUUCAUUGAGGAGCGGGGUGGGCUAGAAGCUGGGAUGAGUCCUGGAACGUUCAGCCAAGGCCAACGGCAACUCUUCUCCCUUGCCCGUGCAGUGCUGAGGCGGCGAAUUCGUGCCAAGAGUCUUGGAAUUGGCGGCGGCGGAUCUGAGGGCGGAGUCUUGUUACUUGACGAGGUCAGUUCGAGCGUAGAUCAGGAAACCGAACGGACGAUGCAAGAAAUCAUUCGCAUCGAGUUCAAGGAUUAUACAGUAAUUGCUGUUUCUCACCGCCUUGAAAUGGUUAUUGAUUUUGAUCGGGUCGUGGUUAUGGACAAGGGCGAGAUCGUCGAGGUUGGAAGUCCUAGAGUAUUGUCUGGUGAUAUUUCGACACGAUUUGGUGAGCUUUGGCGGGCUGGAGGAUAUUGAUAGUCGUUAUACGCGAUGCGCGCAAGCCACAAACGGGAUGAAUACAGACAUUUGCAAAUUAGCGUGAUGUACUGAUUAGAUAUAUGUCUACUCUAUGAAGUGGAACGUCAACUUUUUGUAUUGAUUAGACGGAACCGUAGUGGCGCAAAAGGUGUGAACAAGCAAGCGCCUGUUGCUGGUUUGGCAAGAAUACCCUCCUGGUGGGCCCAUUUGCGC